Messenger RNA from Raphanus sativus (radish), 924 nucleotides. RefSeq lists its product as uncharacterized. The transcript has 4 exons. The record is from RefSeq and is a predicted model, not a curated record. Lineage: Eukaryota; Viridiplantae; Streptophyta; Magnoliopsida; Brassicales; Brassicaceae. The coding region runs from base 51 to 656 and encodes 201 amino acids.
GUUUGUCACACAAUAACUUGAUUUUAAAAAUAAAAUAAAAUAUUAAAUCAAUGGCGGAGGAUCAAGCAACGGCAGCGUUGGAAACAUCGAAGGUGGAGAUGCAGCCUGAGACAACAGAGUCUGAAGCAUCGGGAGUGACGACGACAAAAAGGAUUAUGGUUGCGAUCGACGAGAGCGAUUCCAGCUUCUACGCUCUUCAGUGGGUCAUUGACCAUUUCUCUACCCUAUUGAUGACCACUGAGGGGGAUAGUGCAGAAGGUGGUUUGCUCACGGUGGUUCAUGUGCAGUCUCCUUUCCAUCACUUUGCUCCUUUUCCGGCUGGACCCGGUGGCGCAACAGCAGCAGUCUACGCACCUUCGUUGAUGAUAGAGUCGGUGAAAAAAACACAACAAGAGGCAUCUGCAGCGCUUCUCUCGCGUGCACUCCAAAUGUGCCGAGCCAAACAGAUACGUUCUGAAAGUCUGGUGUUUGAAGGCGAGGCAAAGGAAAUGAUUUGCCAGGCGGUGGAGCAAAUGCACGUUGAUCUUCUCGUUGUGGGCAGUCGUGGACUUGGCAAGAUCAGAAGAGCGUUUAUUGGGAGUGUUAGCGACUACUGUGCUCAUCACGCCAACUGCCCCAUCCUUAUUGUGAAGCCACCAAAGGAGAUGACUAGUUAAAGCAUCAAGUUCUUCAUGUUUGAGGUGAAAAGUGUGUGCUGUUGUUCGUAUGUAUGCGUGUGUCUGAAGAUACUUAACUUGGAUGGAUCAUCAAGAAUUCAAGAUGUGUGUAUGUGUAUGGAGAGUAAUACCUGGACUCGAAUAAUGAAGCGAUAAAACUCGGUAGUUUGUCGCUUCUAUGUGCACCUAUUAUUGUAUUUUUCCUUGUAAUCAUAUUGCUGAAUAUUUCCAGAUUAUUAUUACCGAAGAAUCUUGUUCUCAUUUUAAA